Durusdinium trenchii is the source of this 1056-nucleotide messenger RNA. NCBI's taxonomy places the organism in Eukaryota, Dinophyceae, Suessiales, Symbiodiniaceae. The record is from the annotation of a GenBank genome assembly.
GCAGGUGCAUGCAUUGCAUACAUCAUGUUAAUUCCAUAAACACGUAGCAUCGCUCAGCUAUGUGCACUGGACCAUGGUAAAUGACAUCUCAUGACUUAAUUAUUCUUCAUGGACCGCAUUCACAAGAUAGGUCCCAGGGGUUUCACACCUGAAAGAGACAUCAACCAUGUUGAUGGUUGCCUGGAAUGGCUCAAAGUGGGGAGGGUUCAGGUGAGCCUGUUGAACAGGGAGCACUUGUUUGAAGCAAUGAUGAUCGAAGACACCAGCAUGGAAAAGCUCCUUACUGAGGUGGAGUCGGGGAGAAUUCUCGAUGAAGUGGAAGGGCCCAAAGGAGUCACUGCGGAAGAAGUGUUUCUGCACAACAAACUGCAGGAUGCUUGGAUCAUUCUCAAUGGCGAGGCCCUCGACGUGACUAGAUGGAUUCCCCUUCACCCUGGCGGUCAGGAAGCCAUAGCUAGGCUUUUGGGCAAGGACGCUUCACUGGAGUGGAACAUGAUCCAUACCCCAGGAACACUGGAGCGCAACCGACGCUUUCUCUCAACAGUGGGCCAAAUUUGCUGCGAAGAUGCCAACAGCAGCAAUGCAGGAGUUGCAAAAGGCACCAUUGGGCUGAUUUUCGGGCUGGGCUGCUGCAAACGUCGCAGGGGUUAAAUCUUCCUUCGCACCCCGUUGCACGUUUCAAAGAAUGUGGCAGCUUAUCUUCGCUGUUUUCAUGGACGAGCCAGACUUGCAAAGCGUGCCCCAGUUUUCUUCAGCGGAUGUCCGAUGGACUGACUCUCCUCUCGUGUACAGCAGGUCAACGCAGUGGACAGAUGAAGCGACUGCAAUCAGAGACACAUGUGUUUCAGGGUUGUACCAGCCAAGUGAAAGCCAAACUUCACGCUGACAUUGCCAAGCACACUUCAAGCCAUGUCGUGGAACUUGCAAAGCCCCAAAGCCAGAGGUUGAGCUCAUAGAGCAGUCGAAGUAGUGGUCUACUACUUUGAUCUACUUUGGCCCCUCUUGAGUCCCAUUCAAGCUUGUUCUUUGCCUGAGUCUUGACUGGCGCAGAUCUGG